AUGGAGGAGAAAAAUAAGGACCAUCGGGCUUUGCUCAACCAAGGAGAGGAGAAUGAACUGGAGGUGUUUGGUUUCCAGACCCACAAUCUGCGCAGAGCACUCUGCCUUACAGCCUCGGUGCUGACCUGCGGGGCCCUCCUGCUGGUGCUCUACUGGAGGCCCCAGUGGAGGGUGUGGGCCACCUGCAUCCCAUGCCCCUUGCAAGAAGCAGAUACUCUUCUGCUAAGGACAACGGAUGAAUUUCAGAGAUAUACGAGGAAGAAGGUGAUCUGUCUCUACUUAUCCACACUGAAGUUUCCUAUCAGCAAAAACCCGGAACGGCCCCUCGUAGCUGACCACCACUCUGUCAUAAAUCAGGCUGUACUGAAACCGGAAUUAAAACUACGAUGUAUCCAAGUGCAGAAAAUCAAGUAUGUUUGGGACAACUUGGAGAAGAGGUUUCAGAAAGUUGGGUUGCUGGAAGACAGCCACUCCUGCUACGACAUCCAUCACAUGUUCGGACUGGGUCUGACCAGUGAAGAGCAGGAGAUCAGAAGACUAGUGUGUGGACCCAAUGCCAUUGAGGUCGAAAUCCAGCCCAUAUGGAAGCUCCUUGUUAAACAGGUUUUAAAUCCAUUUUAUGUGUUCCAAGCCUUUACCUUAACUUUGUGGCUGUCUCAAGGUUACAUAGAAUACUCUGUGGCCAUCAUCAUCUUGACUGUUCUCUCCAUUGUCUUAAGUGUGUAUGAUCUGAGACAGCAAUCAGUGAAGCUGCACAGCCUCGUGGAGGAUCACAACAAAGUCCAGGUUACGAUCACUGUAAAGGGCAAAGGUUUGCGGGAGCUGGAAUCCCAUCUCUUGGUUCCUGGAGACGUCCUUAUUCUCCCAGGAAAGCUUUCGUUGCCUUGUGAUGCUGUUCUGAUUGAAGGAAGCUGUGUGGUGAAUGAAGGCAUGCUCACAGGAGAGAGUAUACCUGUUACAAAGACACCGUUGCCCGCUAUGGAGAAUACGAUGCCCUGGAAAGCCCACAGCUUGGAGGACUAUCGGAAGCAUGUCCUUUUCUGUGGAACAGAAGUGGUCCAGGUCAAGCCCUCUGCACAGGGGCCAGUAAGAGCAGUCGUUUUGCAAACAGGUUACAAUACAGCCAAAGGGGACUUGGUGAGAUCCAUCCUUUAUCCCCGGCCUCUGAACUUCAAACUAUACAGUGAUGCCUUCAAGUUCAUAGUAUUCCUGGCUUGCCUUGGAGUUGCGGGUUUUUUCUAUGCCCUUGGUGUGUAUAUGUACCAUGGAGUCUCUCCAAGAGAUACUGCAACCAUGUCCCUGCUCCUCCUCACCGUGACGGUCCCACCGGCGCUGCCAGCUGCCCUGACCACAGGCAUCGUGUAUGCACAAAAGAGGCUGAUGAGAAAGAAAAUCUUCUGUAUCUCCCCACAGAGAAUCAAUAUGUGUGGGCAGAUAAACCUCGUGUGCUUUGACAAAACUGGCACACUCACCGAAGAUGGGCUGGACCUCUGGGGGACUGUCCCUACUGCAGGCAACCGUUUCCAGGAAGUCCACAGCUUUGCCUCCGGCAGAGCUUUGCCGUGGGGCCCACUGUGUGCCGCCAUGGCCAGCUGCCACUCUCUCAUCCUUCUGGACGGGACCAUCCAGGGAGACCCUCUGGACCUCAAGAUGUUUGAGGGCACUGCCUGGAAAAUGGAACAUCGCAAUGCGGACUACUGCAAAUUUAGGGUGUCAGACUCAAAUGUAAUAAUAAAACCAGGACCGAAAGCUAGUCAGAGCCCCGUGGAAGCCAUCGCCAUCCUGCGCCAGUUUCCGUUCUCAUCGAGCCUGCAGCGGAUGUCAGUGGUGGCCCAGCUGGCAGGGGAGGAGCACGUCCACGUCUACAUGAAGGGCGCCCCGGAGAUGCUGGCCCAGUUCUGCAGAUCUGAAACAGUGCCCAAGGAUUUCCCACAGCAGCUGAGAAAUUAUACCAAACAAGGCUUUCGUGUCAUUGCCCUUGCCCAUAAAGCCUUGAGUGUGGGGAAGCUUUUGGAAGUGGAAAGUUUAUCCAGAGAGAAGGUGGAGUCCGAGUUAACAUUUCUGGGACUUCUCAUAAUGGAGAAUCGCUUGAAAAAGGAAACCAAGCCAGUCUUGAAGGAGCUGAGUGAGGCCCGCAUCAGGACUGUGAUGAUUACUGGUGACAACCUGCAAACAGCCAUUACCGUUGCCAAGAAUUCCGAAAUGAUCCCUCAAGGCAGCCAAGUAAUCCUCAUCGACGCUCAUGAACCAGAAGAGUUUGUUCCUGCUUCUGUGACCUGGCAGCUGGUAGAGAACCAAGAGAAUGGACCUGGGAAGAAUGAAACCUACAUUAAUAUUGGAAACAGUUCAGUGCCUGCUGGAGAAAAAGGGAGCUGUUAUCAUUUUGCAAUGAGUGGGAAAUCAUACCAAGUGCUAUUUCAGCAUUUCAACAGCUUGCUUCCAAAAAUUCUUGUGAAUGCAACCAUUUUUGCAAGAAUGUCUCCUGGGCAAAAAUCAAGCCUUGUUGAAGAAUUUCAGAAAUUAAAUUAUUGUGUGGGCAUGUGUGGAGAUGGAGCCAAUGACUGUGGGGCUUUGAAAAUGGCUCACGCGGGCAUUUCCCUGUCAGAGCAGGAGGCAUCUGUGGCCUCGCCUUUCACCUCAAAAACAGCCAACAUUGAGUGUGUGCCUCAUCUCAUCAAGGAAGGCCGAGCUGCUCUGGUUUCAUCCUUUGGGGUAUUUAAAUACUUGACCAUAUAUGGCAUAAUCCAGUUUAUUGGUACAUCGCUGCUCUAUUGGCAACUACAACUCUUCGGGAAUUACCAAUAUCUAAUGCAGGAUGUAGCCAUUACCUUGAUGGUCUGCUUGACAAUGAGUUCAACUCAUGCCUACCCAAAGCUGGCUCCGUACCGACCAGCAGGACAGCUCCUCUCUCCGCCUUUGCUGCUCUCUGUCUUGUUGAAUACCUGUUUCACCUGCAUUGUGCAGAUCUGUGCGUUUCUCUAUGUGAAGCAGCAGCCCUGGUACUGUGAGGUCUACAGAUACAGUGAGUGCUUUCUGGACAACCAAAGUGAUUUCUCAACAAAUAUGACUUUGGAAAGAAACUGGACUGGAAACGCAACUCUGGUUCCUGGUUCAAUUUUAAGUUUCGAGAGUACCACACUGUGGCCCAUUACCACCAUCAACUGUAUCACAGUGGCAUUUAUCUUUUCUAAGGGAAAGCCAUUUCGAAAACCCAUCUACACGAACUAUGUGUUCUCAUUUCUGCUGAUAUCUGCCUUCGGCCUCACAGUUUUCAUUCUGUUUUCUGAUUUUCAAAAUAUAUACCAAGGAAUGGAGUUCAUUCCGACCAUAACAUCAUGGAGGGUUUCAGUUUUGGUGGCGGCCCUCACCCAGUUCUGUGUGGCCUUCUUUGUGGAGGAUGCCAUCCUUCAAAAUCGAGAGCUCUGGCUAUUGAUCAAAAAACAAUUUGGAUUCUAUUCGAAAAGUCAAUAUAGGAACUGGCAAAAGAAGUUGGCAGAAGACCCUACGUGGCCUCCCACGAACAGGACGGAUUAUUCGGGCGAUGGCCAGAAUGGAUUCUACAUCAACCGAGGCUAUGAGAGCCCUGAAGAGAUUCUGAAGGGAAAACCCAACUGGAGAGGCCAAGGCACAGAACAGCAUUUUUGGACCAGAUUGUAACAGAACUGUGGCUGCGCAUGUUUAACAGCACCCCCUUCUCCCCCAGAAACUAAAGUACUGUGGAGAGGCGAUACUAUUCUACCCUUUUCUUUUCUCUCUCCAGCUGAGGGCUCAAAGCACAUUUUUCAGUGUAUUGAGCUUUGCAACAAAGGACCUUAAGUAUGCCUAUCUUCUACUAUUGAGGGAAAAAAUACAUUGCCUGGAUUAUCAUUUUUUCAUAAACUUUAUUCACAUUACAUAGCAUUAUCCUGGUUAAAAUGUAUACCUUGUCACUGCAGUGAAACUAAUAGUAUGAACAGCAAUAAAAGGAAAAUUGAAGAAGAAUUUUGGCAUUGAAAGUUUCACAAAUAUAUUUUUUAUUUUCACCCACAGGAAUAGAAGAAUUUGGAAAAAAUACCCUUUUCUCAGUAAAUGCCACAAAUUUACUCAACUUUAUAUUCCCUUGUGAAGAACAUUCAUGCAAAUGUUUUUCCAAGGUCGCUAAAUUCCUUUUUUUUUUUUUUUUGGCUCCCUUUGUUCAGUUGUAAGAAAGAACCAAGAAUUGACAUUGACUUGAGAGAAUCCAGCUCUCCCUGUGGUGAGCUGGAGCCGUGUGGGAGUGGGGAAUGAUGGAGGCUUCUGUUGUCCACGUGCAACUGCGCUUGGGCACCGCAGGUAGCGUCUAAGCAAACUCCACCGAAGAUGGCAUCUCCCAGAGCUUGUUUUGGGGCCAAUGGGCUAGGUUCAGAGUAGGUCACAUAGGCAAUAAACUAAACUGUUGGACUGUACUUCUAAUUUAAAGAAGUGCAGCACCUUCAUUUACUAACUGACAGGUGAAAUACUGAGGUUUGUUUGUUUGUUUGUUUUACUCUAGAAGUUGGGCCACACUCUGCCUCGCUUAUCUUAAAAAACAAUCAUAGGCAUGGGAGCCAUAAUAUCUGUAUCUAAAGUGUGACAAUUAUUAGGCUACUAAACAAUCUUAAGUCUCAUUCUAUGUUUCCAUUAUCUAAAUCAAUUACUAGAUGCACAUUAACAACCAUAAGAGAGAGUACACCCUUUGUAAAUAGACUGUGGACACUAUAGCCUUUAGUAUGCAUCAGUCCCAUUGUGACCAUGACAGGGCAUUUAUUCCUAGUGAACAUUUUAUAUCCUCUAUUAGGCUUUACUUGUAAGAGUGAAUCUAAUUUUGCUAACUUAAAGAUCUUCAACAGUCCAUAGGCAAUUAUGUAACCAGUCUUAUUCUGUGAGUGUCAGUUAUGUGCCUGACACUGGUGUAUGGAUUCAGUAAUGCACUUUGUUACACAAACCAGCAGCACAAAUGCAAAUUUCUAUAAAAACAAACUCUCUCUAUUUAUAUUUUAUUUGCUUUUAGCCUUUGGUGCACAGUUCUUGGAGAAUGAUAAUUUUCAAAAUGUGUCUAAUUCAGUAGCUACUAAUAAAGGAUGAAAGGGUAAAAAGA
This is a messenger RNA of Phyllostomus hastatus (greater spear-nosed bat), 5095 nucleotides long. RefSeq names its product ATPase 13A5 (gene ATP13A5). Bases 1 to 3657 code for a protein of 1218 amino acids. NCBI's taxonomy places the organism in Eukaryota, Metazoa, Chordata, Mammalia, Chiroptera, Phyllostomidae. The transcript has 30 exons. The record is from RefSeq and is a predicted model, not a curated record. Gene Ontology annotation, molecular function: ATP hydrolysis activity; P-type ion transporter activity; ATPase-coupled monoatomic cation transmembrane transporter activity. Gene Ontology annotation, biological process: intracellular calcium ion homeostasis; polyamine transmembrane transport. Gene Ontology annotation, cellular component: late endosome membrane.